AUGGGUCGAAGAGGUAGCACAGCCUACUCGGUGGUUAUAGCUAUCUGUAUAAGUUGUCUGGCCCUGGUUCCGUUCACGUUCUUCUUGAUUAACUCACUUGCACCAACCCAUAUUCCCACAAUCUCGUUGGCGAAAAUCACAGGAAAAGUCGUUGAUCCUUCCACUAGUGAAGUUGUACAAGUGGUGGUCAAAGUAGGUCCAAGUGGUGGAUGUAUCUGGACCAAUAUAACGAACGACGAUGAUUCAAGAUGUAUUUCACAUAUACCAUUCAAACCCACAUCAGAACAACUUCAUCUGGAAGGACAACAUAAUGAAAAUAUCACUUCAUGUUUUCCUGUGGCGUUAGGAAAGGCACUAGCUUUGAAUCAUGUCGUGACUGCUUUGAUGGGUAUAAGUAUCUUAGCUGUUCUAGUUGAUCUGAUGGUUCUUGAAGGAGGUGCAAGCUUAGCCAUAAUACAUUUUACAGUUCUCUUCAUGUGGUUGACAUUCAUUCUUGAGACAGUAUAUAUAAGUCUACUUCACAAGAGGUUAGAAGAUCAUGAUACGGAAUGGGAAUAUCAAGUUGGUCAAGGCUAUUGGAUGAUUUUAGCUGCUACAUUGCUGAUAUCGUCAUUCUCCUGUGGUGGAAAUUCUUCGUUUGAGAUGUGA
This is a messenger RNA of Kwoniella shivajii, 648 nucleotides long. RefSeq lists its product as uncharacterized. The record is from RefSeq and is a predicted model, not a curated record. Lineage: Eukaryota; Fungi; Basidiomycota; Tremellomycetes; Tremellales; Cryptococcaceae. The transcript has 5 exons. Bases 1 to 648 code for a protein of 215 amino acids.